Endocarpon pusillum Z07020 is the source of this 3123-nucleotide messenger RNA. RefSeq lists its product as uncharacterized. The coding region runs from base 1 to 3123 and encodes 1040 amino acids. The record is from RefSeq and is a predicted model, not a curated record. The transcript has a single exon. Lineage: Eukaryota; Fungi; Ascomycota; Eurotiomycetes; Verrucariales; Verrucariaceae.
AUGAACCCUGACAACAGCUAUCCACAUCCAACAGCAUCGGCUAUCACUGUCAUGACUGACAUUCGUUCCCAGUCGCCCCUCAUGAAGGGCUCGAUUAAUCCAGAAGAUCGACUCAUAUACGAAGAGUUUGGACAAGCGGAGCAAAGAAAUGCGGCGGCAGCAAAUGCUUUCAAGAUGGUACCCAGGACGAUACCCAGCUCUACCAGAAGUGCCAGAGGAAGUAUAGAGCGUCACACUGGUCCAGUUGCUCAUGACAAAAACAUGCUGAGGGUUCUGCCUCUCAUUCAUAUUCCAACCAGCUUCAAAGAAAAUCCAGAAUGGCGUCAAUACUAUAACCAGAGCUCGAAACCGGCCGAAACAAAACAACAAUGUUUGCUUGAUACGCGAAGUACAGCACUGCCAGAACACUCGUUGAUUAAGACGAACAAUUCCUCUACUGAGACUUUUAUCACAGCAAAUACACUGUUGGACCAAGCCUCGAUGAAAAAAGCUGGACUCGACUCCAGAAAGCUCUUGCGUCUCCCACGUUCUCGGUCUAGUCAGAAUAUCCUAAAGGCAGGGAACAUGCGCCUGAAGCAGCUGAUCCGGCCCAAACACAAUACUUACUUUCGGACAGAGGCGGUUGUUGGGGCCGACCAAGAUAUUGCUGGACAACUCCAAAAGCCGGAUUUUAUUGCUUCCCAGAAAGAUCUGCGCAGCAGAGAUGCGAAGGCCAGGAUGGAAAGGCUGGCAAAAGGGGAAGCAAUCCAUCCACCACGGUCACUUCGCAACAAAGAAAGCAGCACCAGUAUCAUUGAUCUUGACCAAGUCGAGGCAAGACAUGGUUUGGAAAAGUACCAUCGAUCCACUCUGUCCAAAUCCUGGGACGAAAUAUUCAAGAGUGUUGGUGGUUUCAAGUCAGGUUCUGACGGUGGGAAUGAUGAGCUUUGUUACAAUGAAGCUCAGUUGCACUUUACCGGAGUCAAUGUCACGAAGCCUGUUUCAGCAGCUGAUUCCAUUUCAGCAAGCAAACUUCAAGUCAAUACGUCUCAGAACGUCGACGCCAAAGGUCCUCAUGUGCCAGCUCCACGCACGUCGAAUAUUACCACAAAAUUAGUUACAGGUCCCACACGGCAGAGCUUCCAAGUUUUAGUAAAGCAACUUCCUGCCCGCCCAACGCCUACCCGCCAGUCGAAACAGGAAUGUACCAACCAAAGGGACUGGGCCACGGAAACCGACAUGCACUGUAUGCAGGUCAAAGCAAGCCUCACACCUCACUUGCGAGAAGCCCGAUCUUUCGAAGUUCUUUCCCAGCACGGGUCGGCCCCUAACACAAGCCAGUCAACGAUUGCAUUAGAAGCUAUUGAGGCCGAAAUGAAUAACGGUCAACCAGUUUCUCCUUCGACCCUGAUGGGUCCGAGCCCGCCUCUCUCUCUCAACAGUACACCCCCCCAGCUGGUAGCAGCACCCACUGAUCCACCUGCUGGACCCCUGCCUGAGCUCCCGGAGGAGUUCAGAAAGGCUGGCGCCUCUUCCCGUGCCUCGUCACAACACUCAACCCGAACACGACUUACUUGUCCCACCACUUCUCCUGGGCCGAAGCACAGGAAAACCACCAGCGCCAAUUCCUCAAGUUCAAAUUUAACACUCCAGGCUAUGAAAUCGUCCCAAGGCCACUAUCGUCACCAGACUAGUCCUGGUACUAGAAGUCUAAAAGAGGCCAGCACGAUUAGCAGUGCUCGGAGCGUACUGGCUGCAGAAACGCCGAGUCGGACACAUCCUCAAAGGAAGGCGGCCUUGGCUGUUAGCGAAAGUGUAAACGUGUCUGGCUCUGAUCAAUAUUACCUGGGCAGCAGCCAGGACCUUCGAAGUCUUGCAGCCAGCGAUAUUGACCGAGGAUACGACAUGAUAGAUACCACUGGACUAGCCUCAACCAAAUUCCCUUUUCUCACCAAUGAUGCGCUUUCUUCCCGCAGAGAUCAUAUCAAAGAAUUAAAAAUGAGAGAUCUUGCACAGGAGAAGGCGGCAAGAAUUCGCAGUCAAUCUCACCUUCGUAGCCUCGAAGAGGCAAGCGUAGCCGCAAAGCCUUCCUCGACCGCUAAUAAAGGGUCGCCGAGGCAUAUUCCACUGGUGCCCGUCAGCCCAUUCGACACAGCUCACAAAACCAUCAUUGGGGGUUCAAGCCAAGCGAGCCGCCGACCAAAUCACCAUAUCCCUUGUAGUCUAUCCAUCAAAACGAGCCAGAGUACCAUGACUCAAAGCCAGAUCAUGGUCCUUGCGGAGACGAAUCCCGAUACCCAACUGUUCUGUGCCUCUACUCCAACUAGAUCGGUGCGAAGGACUGACAGCGGGAAAGCGAUGUCUGGAAUAGGCAAAGAGAUGAAACCGAGAAAGCGAAGAAGCAAGACUAGGGUUCGUUGCCAUGUUAAUACAGCAGUAGCUUUAAACGGAGCUACCGGAGGGAAGCCAAGUGGACAGUACACUCCUCCCCUAUCCGAGCCCUCACCUCAUUCGUCAGGUGAUGACAUGGAGAACACACAUCGUCCAGAAGCCUCUCAAGACGUCAACGAUAUUUCUCCCUUGGCCGCAGAGGAAGGCGAUUUCGAGUCCACUCCAUCUAAACAAGCAUUUGCUGUACUCGCACGCAAAGAAGAAAAGAAGUAUUUGAAGGAGCAGCUACUUUUGAGGAAGCUGAAACGUGAAAGCUCUGACUUGAAGCUAGCCAUGAAGCUGUUGAGCCGUGGACUGGAGAAACUGACAACGUUCGUGGAGACAGAUGAGGGGCUUAACGAAGUCAAAGGCCGGGAAUUAUUAGGAGCGGAGAUGGAGCGUGUCAAAAGAAUGGCGGAGAGCUUCGAAUGCUCCCUUAGCCCUGAAGAUUGGGAAGGGCUUGACCAGGACACUUUCAGGCAUGAUCACCCCGAAAAGCAUACUUUGGAUGACGUAGAUGUCAGCUUGCGAGGGGCAAAGAGUGCGCGAGUGGACGAUAAUCGACCUCUAAGCCUGGUGAGCAGAUACAGCAGUGUUAGGAACUCGAUGGGUGAGAGUGUGAUUUCUGGACCCCCCCUCAAAGACGAAACGAUCAGGAACCAAUUAGAAGGAUUUAACAGGGCGACUAUGUUAAAGAGUGGUUCUCUUGAUUGA